GAUAAAGACAGACUGUUGUCAAGUUUGCAAACAGCAAAGACGAACAGCUAUUUCAAGUGCCAAUGCCGGCAUGAGUCUGUCUGUGACUGUUGUUUGCUUUGCGCUCGCCAUUGCUGUCACAUUUAAAGUUCCCAACUAUAAAUCUUGUUGUUGUUGUUUUUACUUGAAACAUGAAUUCGAUCUCUAGGUGUAAAUAAUUUAAAUAUACGUUAUGGCCUCAUUUUGUUGAAUAUUGAUAACCGUACGUGAGACGGGAUUUGUUACGUUAUAACCUAAGCUAAAGUGAUCAACCAAGGGUUUGGGUUUGGGACUUUGGGCUUACAAGGUUGAGUUUACACGAUUUUUUUGAAUAAACAAUAUAUCAAAUAAUGAGUCUUACCCAGAAUUAUAAGACGAAAGAGCAUGCUACCGAGUACAGUGAAAACAAAACUAGAUCAACGCCAGUCGCAAUGGUCGCACCGGAAUUGAAACACAGUGCGGACGUCGAUACAGAAAUAUCCAAAACUUGUGCAGUGCUUGGUUGUGAAGAUUCAAAAAAUUUGGAUCCUCAAUCUUUUUUCAGAUUUCCUGAAGAUGGAAACCUGAAGCAAAUAUGGACAGACCUCACUGGGCGUAACAACUGGACACCCACAGAUUACUCAUACAUAUGCAUUCAACAUUUUUCUGUUGACUGUUUUGAAUGUGAUUCAUCGAAUACAAUGGUACUUGUUGACAGUGCUGUACCUUCAUUGAAACUGCCAAAACAUGUUUUGGAGGUUGAAUAUAUAGAUGAAGACAGUUUGGACAAUGAAUACCAUGAUCAAGAAUAUAUGGAGACAGAUGAGUAUGAAGAAGAAGAAGAGGAAACUGUAGAUGAAGCUGCACAAUUAAAAACCAAUAUUCAAAACAUUACCCCCAAUGAAACCAAUAAUACUAUCAACCAAACCAAUAGUACCAUUGAAACAAAUGGUGAUAAUGAGAAAACAGAAAAGGCUAAACCAAAAGAGGUUGAUAAAGCAAAUCUCUUAAAACUGUUUACAGAGGUGCAGCAAAUGCAAAAGCAAGCAGUUAGCCUUAAAGACAAGUUGAAAAACAACAUGAAAUUACAUAAUCGUCAGAACAGAUAUCUUCAUAGAAUAGAGCGCCUAAUAGAAAGAAAAAGGAAAAUAUUGGAGCAGAAACAAAAGAAAAAGUCUAAAAUUUUACUAUCUUUACAAGAUAAAAUUAGCGAAGACAUGAAUGGACUAGUUUUGGCGAUGCCUGUCAGGCAAACUGAGGAUUUGAAAAAUUUUGCACUAAAUAUUUAUAAUUACUCUCCCCAAGCUUACAUUUACUUGAGAAACACAUUAAGAACAAUGUUGCCGAGCACAGAAGUAUUAGAAUCUUGGUUGAGUUCUGGUUUCCAGCCAAAGACCGUUCUGAGCAGCAGUAACGUUAUCAAAGUGACAGCUGAGCAAACUGAAAAAGAGUUAUCAUGUAAAAUUUCAAUAGGUUAAUAGUAAAAUGUAAUCAUCUCUACAUUGUUUUUUCCAAUAAAGAUGAUGA
Messenger RNA from Chilo suppressalis (striped riceborer), 1524 nucleotides. NCBI's taxonomy places the organism in Eukaryota, Metazoa, Arthropoda, Insecta, Lepidoptera, Crambidae. The record is from the annotation of a GenBank genome assembly.